Messenger RNA from Microplitis demolitor, 1474 nucleotides. Its product is annotated as putative ankyrin repeat protein RF_0381. Bases 165 to 854 code for a protein of 229 amino acids. Gene Ontology annotation, molecular function: protein binding. The record is from RefSeq and is a predicted model, not a curated record. NCBI's taxonomy places the organism in Eukaryota, Metazoa, Arthropoda, Insecta, Hymenoptera, Braconidae. The transcript has 2 exons.
CUGCCUUCACACUCCAUUUUAUUAAAAGACACGCAGGUUAGAUUUACAAGUACUUGUACAUAAGGUUACAUUAAUUGUGUUCGUAAGUUUCACGCAGUUUUCAAUAAUAAAAAGUAAAAAAUAAUUAAGUGCCGGGCAGUAAAAUAUAAAUAAAUAAAUCAAUCAUGAAUGACUUGGAAAAAUACUUCGACGUAAUGAAUUCAAUGAAAAAAGGAAAUACGCAAAAAGUAAUUGAUAUAGUAGAAGAAUUUGGUUUAUCAUUCUGCUCAUUGCUGGAUGAUGGGUAUAAACUACUUUCUGUUGCCGUUGAAAAAAAUCAAGUAGAAAUGGUGGCUAAUUUAUUGCACUACGAUGCAAAAGUUAACAGCGAUCGUGAUAUCAUGUCACUUCUUCAGAUAGCUGCCAUAAAUAAUAACACGACAAUUUUCAAAAUGCUCCUGGAACGCGGUGCUACAAUAAAUUAUAGUCAUAUUUAUAAUAAAAAAUCACCAAUUAAGUUAGCAAUUGAGCACAACAAUAUUGACAUUGUGAGACUUAUCGUUAAGCAUAAAAAUUUUGGAAAAAAAUAUGAUCCGUCACUACUGCAUAUGGCUGUCAAGAACAACAACUUGGAAAUGGUUCGAUUAUUAUUAGAAACUGGUGCGGAUGUAAAUGAGUAUGAUGAUAAUGAAUCAGCUCCAAUCCAUGAGGCAGUAGUUUACUGCACAAAUGAUAUUUUGCAAUUAUUAUUAGACUAUGGAGCAGACAUUAAUGCUAAAAAUAAAUAUGGAGACACUCCAGUUUCUUUGGUUUUAAUGCAUUCUUAUGACGAAACUCCUAUGAUGCAUUCUCAUAACAUAAUGAUGCAGACAUAAAUAGUCCCCAUAUCCGUAAAUAUAUUCUACGUACUUUUCAAGGCAUGCGUCUUCAUGCUAAUAGAGGUGUUGAAUACGGUACUUCGGAAAAUAGAAAAUGCAUUAUUAAGCAUAUUGUUAAAUUAAAAAGUCAAAACGCACCACUAUCUACAGACUAUGAUGAAUUAUUGUCUUCUCUUGUGGAACACCUGCCGUAUGAUAAUUAUAAAAAAAUGUGUGAGCAAGAAAUACAGAGAAUUAUUGUAGAAAAAAUACCAAAGUCGGGGAUUUCAUUUCAUAACAUUUUGAGCAAAAAUAGUAAUUUUUUAGCUGCGUAUGCGAAAAAUGAAAAUCAUCAGAGGUUCAUAUUUUCGGGUGAAGUUUUACGAGAAUUUCCGAUUUAUGGAUCGGCGAUAAAAAUUCGCUUUUUGAAAGGAUUAGCAAGGAAAAAUUUACUGGAAAAAAGUACUAAAAUUUUUAAAAAUCUUUUUCCCGUUGCGUCUAAAUUGUUGUCUUAUGGUGUCGAUAAUGUAUUUGAAUGUUUAGAUAAUGAUGAUUUAAAACAUUUUUUGCGAAAGUUCCAGUAAGAUAAUUAAUUUAAAACAUGUAUGUUGUAAUAAAUUUUAAUUAUUUACUUUUAA